CAAGAGGGAAGAAGCAAUAUCUUCCACAAUGCAUUUUUUUCAAGUUUUAACUUUAAACUAGCAUGUCUGAUAUACCACAUCUGUAUCAGUAGUUCUUGUACUCUUGUUGUGCGUGCUAUUCAUACCUGACCCUUCUUCCGCACUCCGCAGUAGAUUUACGCUAUAUUUGUAUCACCAGACUUGGUGGUAAAACGAACAAUACAUCUGGUGACGAUAAGCAAGCGCACGAAUAGGUGCAUCUUCACACUCACACAGGUGCAUCCUAUACGCAUACGUAGGUGCAUCUGGAAAAAUGCUACGCCUGCCAAAGGGCUAUGAGUUCUCGGGCGAUAGUCCGUCUCUGUAUAACUUUACGUUAUCACCAGGAUGGACCAGAGAAGAAAUUGAGAUUUUGCGGCUGGCGCUGAUGAAGUUUGGUAUAGGUCGAUGGAAGGAGAUAACCGAUAGCGGCUGUUUGGAAGGGAAGACCCCCUCGCAACUCAACAACCAAACGCAACGCUUGUUGGGUCAGCAAGCAAUAGCAGAAUUUUCGGGUCUGCAUAUCGAUCCCGACCUGGUGCGGGCCGUGAACGAGAAGAUUGUGGGCCCAGGAGUGAAACGGAAAAACAAAUGCAUCAUCAAUACUGGAGAUAAAGUGACGGGUGCGGAGGUUGCCGUGCGGUUAGAGGCUAACAGGCAGAAAUACGGUAUACCAGAAGAUAUCUGGCAACGCAUUGAAUUGCCGAACCCCACAGUAGGGCCUAAACCUGCGAGUACAAAGCCUACGAAGAAAGCAACCGCGGAUGACAUGAAGAGAGCGAAGGAUCUCAAGAGGAGGAACAAAUUAGCCAUACUAGCUGCAUACGAAACGGAUUGUGACGAGCCCUUCACAUCAGAAUCAGACACAGACGCAGAUGCGGACAAUACAGACACACUUUUGGAAGCCAACGAUAUCGACACUAUAGAUGCCAGGAUUGAAGAGCUUAGAAAGCAACUAGCAAAGAAACACAGCAGGAGGAUACAAGUGAGGGCCAAAAGAUUGGAAAAGGUUAAGCAGGAAGAACAAAAGGAGAUCGAACUGAAGAGAAGGGACCAGAAGGAGACAGAGAAAGUGAUGAAACGCAAGGCUACCACUAGUUUGUUGAAUAAAUUAACAGAUAGACCGAAGAAAUCCAAAACAACCACAAAGCCGGAAAGAAAGAGCGAAAGUAAAGAGAAGGACGUAAAAAGCGCACCAAAGGCAACAGAGGCAAAAACAAACAAGGCAGGCUAUGCAGCCGCUGAUAUGACAUAUAGCAGUAGUGCAGAAAUGUACACAGAAAAUGAUCUAUUGGAAUACGAUGAGGCAUGCAUAUGCCGUGGCAGCAAUACUACGGACCCUAAUUGGAUAUCGUGCGAUAUUUGCGAAACAUGGUUCCACUGGCAGUGCAUGGAAAUAACGGUGGAACCGGAUGAGGAUUUUCCAUGGCUGUGUCCGACGUGCUAAUUCUAUAUAUAAUUUCUUAUGUACGUAAAUUAUACUAAUAACGUUGUUGCCCCAAUGCUGAAAUUUCAUUCACAUUCAUGAAACGAUCCUGUUCAGCACGACAGCUCAUAUUCGUCAACGAACUGAUGGCCAAUUUAAUCUCGGUACGCCGGUUAAAGAGCAAAUAGUAGUAUUCGAGUGGUUAUCGUCCAGCAUGUAUUGCAAAUCGAGUAGAGUAUAUCCAGCUAUCCAAGACAGAUAUAAGUAGAAAAUAAGCGCACAUGCUGCAUGGGGAAACCGGUCAAGUGUAUGUAGAAGCCAGACAUACGUUUUCAAGCACUCGGCACGCAUCUCAAGUCAAUUGGGAAGUCAUGGUAGAUUUAGACUAUGUAGCGUAAGUGGUCAGGUCGCCAGUGAAAGUGCUGUCAUUGACAACUUCCGAGUUGGUGAUGAGAUGCGAGAUUAUAGUUAAAUAUACGACUUCUUCAGGAGUAGUCGAUAAGUCGUCUUUUCCAUCGAGACUGUUGGACAAGAGUUUUCCCAGGGAUUAUUUUGAUUCAUUAGAAACCAAAGCAUUAAGAUAUAUCGAGUAAGUGUAAUGUCAUACACAUGACCAACUCAAACAAGCCGAGUAUGUAUUGGCGUGACUGUGUCCUGAGUUGAAGACUGAGAUAACCCACUUUCGAUCACUGGGGCUAUAUUUGAAAGGUCAAGACUGGUAUCGGUUGUUUUAGCAUCAAAUAUGCAAUUCAAUAUAUCUCCCAGCAAUAAAGGUGCACGCACUAUUGCUUGUAUUGUUCAUUUUCAUCAGAUAGACAUUUAGAUCCGCCAAAACAUGUGCCAACCAGAUUGCAUACGCAUUUCAGGAACAGACACUUACAGAGCAUCUACAGAAAUUGAAAUGGUUUUCUACCCAAUGCCUGGGCCCUGUGAUACUUAUGGCUGCGGCACAGUCCUCUAUGCUGAAUAAAAAACAGUGUACUCAC
Sphaeroforma arctica JP610 is the source of this 2430-nucleotide messenger RNA. RefSeq lists its product as hypothetical. The transcript is spliced from 11 exons. Bases 293 to 1465 code for a protein of 390 amino acids. The record is from RefSeq and is a predicted model, not a curated record. Lineage: Eukaryota; Ichthyosporea; Ichthyophonida.